Molecule: messenger RNA, 891 nt
Organism: Cryptococcus amylolentus CBS 6039
Lineage: Eukaryota; Fungi; Basidiomycota; Tremellomycetes; Tremellales; Cryptococcaceae
Exons: 3
Coding region: 1-891 (296 amino acids)
Source: RefSeq, a predicted model, not a curated record
AUGGGCGAAUCCCACCAGCAGCCCCUUCCCCCCCAAAUCUCCUGCCCCCAAGCCCUCGUCCUCACACCCCAACCUCCACACUGUUGUGAUAUGUCUGGGAAGAAAGGAAUGCGGAGAUGGCCGCUGGACGUCCACGCUGGAGUGUUCAAUAGUAGCUUUCGAUAUGACACCCUCACCCAUCCACCUGGGACGCCUGUGAUCCAGCCCCCUACCUCCUUGGCUACCACUACUCCCUCCACCACAGCAGAGCCUCCUACCGCUACCACUACUCUCCCCUCCACAUCUCUCUCUGCAAAGAUCUGGAAGCACCUCGACACGACUCUUGCUCUUGCUCUCGUGGCCUCCCUCUCUGAAUCUAUCGUCCUCGAUUAUCCCUCUCGCGCCGCCCGCACCCUCUGGCUCAAGCUGGAGGUCGAUUGCGGUACUCGAUCAUCCUACGGUCUGUGGCAGUCUGUCCAGGCUCUCACCCCCCAGUCCCAGGCCUCUACUCCGGUGACAGAGUUCAUGACGUCCCGCAAGCAGAAGUUCGAGGCGAUAAAGUCUGCCGGGUACAAUUUCGACCGCGUCCCCCAAUCCGUCAUACCUUUUCCAGGAGUCAGUAUCUCCCCUGCCGCGUCCACGACGAGUCAUCACCACUCUGGACCGACGAGCACCAUCCAUGAGCAGUAUCAGCUCCCGUCUUCUCUUGGUGUCGACCCUUCCAUACCAGCCUUCUUCCCUCCAUCUGCCUUUGCCCCUUCUGCCUCAGGCGCAGCGCAGUACGCAUCUGGGUGGCUGACACCUCAGCAGGGUUCGAACGCCCUGCCCGGCUACAAGCCGCCUUUGCCACCGACGCGUGGGUCGAUGUCUGAUGCAGACGUCGAGAGGGCAAAUACGGAACUUGGGUACUAG